This is a messenger RNA of Symsagittifera roscoffensis, 775 nucleotides long. Its product is annotated as diphosphoinositol polyphosphate phosphohydrolase 1-like. The record is from RefSeq and is a predicted model, not a curated record. Gene Ontology annotation, biological process: diphosphoinositol polyphosphate metabolic process; diadenosine hexaphosphate catabolic process; diadenosine pentaphosphate catabolic process. Lineage: Eukaryota; Metazoa; Xenacoelomorpha; Acoela; Convolutidae. Gene Ontology annotation, molecular function: endopolyphosphatase activity; diphosphoinositol-polyphosphate diphosphatase activity; bis(5'-adenosyl)-pentaphosphatase activity. Gene Ontology annotation, cellular component: nucleus; cytoplasm. Bases 88 to 759 code for a protein of 223 amino acids. The transcript is spliced from 5 exons.
UAAUUGUUGUGAUAAACUUAUUAAAUAGAAGCACAAUGACCUGAGGCUCUUUCACUUCAGCGAGUCAAUAAACAAUCUUGUGUUUGCAUGAGCGCUGAGAAGCCGUUCCGACUGAGAGCAGGAUGCGUCUGUCUUAAAGAGCCCAAUUCUUAUGAGAUACUACUGGUUCAGAGUCUGAAGAGUCGCUGCUCUUGGGCGAUACCCGGAGGAGGAUGGGAGAGAGGAGAGUCCAUUAUUCACUGCGCCAGGAGGGAGUUAAUGGAGGAGGCAGGUGCCACUCUUAACAUCACCACUUGCUUCGGAGCUUUUAAAAGGGGAAGCAAAGUCACUGUGAUGUUCGAAGGAAAUGUAAUUGACUGCUUGGAGGAAUGGCCUGAAAAGUCAAAGCGUGGUAGGAGAUGGGCCAAUAUUAAUGACGCGAAAAGUUUACUUAAGUCAGAGUAUGAAGUAUCAUUGUUGGACAUAUACACACAGAUGCGGAGAGGAGAAACAUAUUCAGGCUCGAUUAUCACAAUUGAAGAUAAGAAAUGUCCUGCCGAGAGUUCAAAUGAAGACCCACUAUUUCCAUCAAACGUCUCAGGCCGACUGACUUUGUACAGCUUUGAAACAACUCCUGCUGGAAGAAGUGAAAAGGAAUCAAACAAAGAGACGAUACCUGCGAGUAUGAAGGAGAUUGAUACAUUUCCUAUAAAAAGCCUAACAAAUCAGACGUUUUAUGAUAAAGUCAAAAAAUUAUCAAAGCAAUCUAAAAAUAAGUAGUCCGAAAUUAGUUAAA